This is a messenger RNA of Macaca mulatta (Rhesus monkey), 996 nucleotides long. Lineage: Eukaryota; Metazoa; Chordata; Mammalia; Primates; Cercopithecidae. The record is from RefSeq and is a predicted model, not a curated record.
GAGCAAGCUGGUGUCAGAGUCUGGACCUAGAGCACUGUUGCAUGGGAAGCAGGAGGAGGGUCCUGCCUCCAGGAAUAGAUGGCCUGGCAGAUGAUGCAGCUGCUGCUUCUGGCUUUGGUGACCACUGUGGGGAGUGUCCAGCCCAGGAGUGCGCAGGCCAGGACGGACCUGCUCAACGUCUGCAUGAACGCCAAGCAGCACAAGGCACAGCCCAGUCCCGAGGACGAGCUGUAUGGCCAGGUGGGGGCUCCUCAAGGGCCCUCCCCAGGAAGUAUUUCUCUGGAUGACCUACCUGGGGCAGAGGAGCCAGAGUAUGGAGGAGAUGGCUGUGGUAGGGAGGGACUUAGUCCUGUGUCUUCCCCACCCAGUGCAGUCCCUAGAAGAAUGCCUGCUGCACGGCCAACACCAGCCAGGAGCUGCACAAGGACACCUCCCGCCUCUACAACUUUAACUGGGACCACUGUGGUAAGAUGGAGCCCGCCUGCAAGUGUCACUUUAUCCAGGACACCUGUCUCUAUGAGUGCUCACCCAACCUGGGGCCCUGGAUCUGGCAGGUCAACCAGAGCUGGCGCAAAGAGCGCAUCCUGAAUGUGCCCCUGUGCAAAGAGGACUGUGAGCGAUGGUGGGAGGACUGUCGCACCUCCUACACCUGCAAAAGCAACUGGCACAAAGGUUGGAAUUGGACCUCAGGGAUUAAUGAGUGUCCGGCCCGGGCCCUCUGCCGCACCUUUGAGUCCUACUUCCCCACUCCAGCCGCCCUUUGUGAAGGCCUCUGGAGCCACUCCUUCAAGGUCAGUAACUACAGUGGAGGGAGCGGCCGCUGCAUCCAGAUGUGGUUUGACUCAGCCCAGGUCAACGCCAAUGAGGAGAUGGCCAAGUUCUAUGCUGCGACCAUGAAUGCUGGGGCCCCGUCCCGUGGGAUUAUUGGUUCCUGAUCCAAGAAGGGUCCUCUGGGGUUCUUCCGACAACCUAUUCUACUAGACAAAUCCACAUGUG